AUGUCUGUGGAAGCCAAACUAUAUCAUAUACCAUACUUUGUGUCAUCAGUUACAGCGCUGUGUGUUUAUGAACUUGGAAUAGAGGACAAGGUUGAGGUGGUGAUCGUUGGUCCCCAGGAGAUGAAGGAUGACUACCACUUCAUGAAGCAUCCACAGGGCAAGAUACCAUUCUACACCGAGGGCGACGACUUCACUCUGAUCGAGUCGUCCGCCAUCAUGCUCUACCUGCUCGAGAAGUAUGACGCGGUUGACAAGCGCCUCACCAACUUUGCCGACCUGCACCAACGCGGCAAGUUCUACCAGUUCCUGCUCAACUGCCCCUCGCAGAUCUAUCCCAACUUUGUCCAGCUCUACUCAUACCGCGUUCUGUUUCCCGAAGGACAUCCUGCACGCAAUGACAAGAUGAUCGCGACCAGCUUGGACGUUUGGCAUCUGGAGAUCGCACCAUUCCUCGUCGCAGAGUUGGGCAGCAAGCAGUACAUCGUUGGCGAUCAGUUCACCGCGGCCGACUGCCUCGUUGGCUACAACAUUGUGUUGGCAGAGAUGUUGGGUGAGCUGAGUGAGUACCCUACCUUGGUGGCAUACCUCGAGCGAAUUAAGUCACGUCCAUCAUUCACCAGGAUCUUCAGCGAGGAGAACAAACAAUACCUCUUCACACUUGAGCGUUAUGGCGACUCCCUUGAGCGCAAGAACAAACACAUCCAAGAGAUGAGAGCGGCCAGAACGCAAAGACUCAGUGAGGCUUCAUCAAAGUAG
This is a messenger RNA of Acytostelium subglobosum LB1, 756 nucleotides long. RefSeq lists its product as hypothetical. Lineage: Eukaryota; Evosea; Eumycetozoa; Acytosteliales; Acytosteliaceae. The record is from RefSeq and is a predicted model, not a curated record. The transcript has a single exon. The coding region runs from base 1 to 756 and encodes 251 amino acids.